CUCUCCCUUCUACACAUACCACAUUAUCCUUCACUGGAAGGAAGGAAAGAGAACAUGGCAGCAACUACCACCAUCACUGUCCCCCAUCUGGGUGGCAUCGACGUCGGCUACCGCCUCAGCAACACCUACGACCCCGCCAAGCCGACCGUAGUUCUCAUCAACUCCAUGUGCAUGACUGUUGCGCUCUACGAGCCCCAAUUUAACGACGAGACUCUCACUAACGCGGCAAAUCUCCUCGCUAUUGAACCUCUCGGUCAUGGUGCCACGCACUGCCAUAUCGCGGAGCACUUUACUUACUGGGAUACGGCCAUCAUGGCCCUGCAGGUGAUGGAUAAGCUGGGUAUUGAGAAGGCGUUCACUCUGGGAACCAGCCAGGGUGGGUGGAUUGUUAUGCGAAUGGCGCUGUUGGCGCCGGAGAGGAUCCUCGGCGUCCUCCCUCUCGGCACAUCCAUGGACUACGAGUCCUCCGAUUCCAGAACCAAGGGCUGCUGGGAUCCCGUAACGCUACUGACCCCAUUCCUGGAGAAAUGGAGCAGUGCGACACCCACCCCCGAUUUUGUGGUGGAUGAUGUGUGGUGCGGCAUGGUCGGGGGCAUUGGCUUCGGAAAGGGCGCGACAGAAGAGACGGUCGGAUUCUGGAAAGAUGUCCUGAAGGAAGUUUACAAGGGCGAUGAAGGACGGAAGAAGGUGCGCAUGGCACUGAUGUGUCUGUUGACGAGGGAUGGGUUGGUUUUGAGGCUGGGGGAUGUGCAGUGUCCGGUUUAUUGGCUGCAGGGCACGGAAGAUACCCCUUUCCAGACAACGGUGGCAAGCGAGCAGAUCUCGAAGUUCACCAGGUCCAAGGAGGCGAAAUUGGUGCUGGUGCAGGAAGGAGCGCAUUAUCUGAAUGCGACGAACCCGCGGGAAGUCAAUGCGGCGGUGUUGGAGAUGGUUCAGAAAUAUGGGGCGUAAGCGCGAUUCAACCUUAUCAACCCCCGUACUAGGUAGGACUCUGUAGAUCAGAGCUAUAUGUAUAUACGAG
Aspergillus eucalypticola CBS 122712 is the source of this 1021-nucleotide messenger RNA. RefSeq names its product alpha/beta fold hydrolase. The coding region runs from base 55 to 951 and encodes 298 amino acids. Lineage: Eukaryota; Fungi; Ascomycota; Eurotiomycetes; Eurotiales; Aspergillaceae. The transcript is spliced from 3 exons. The record is from RefSeq and is a predicted model, not a curated record.